CGAAAGGCCGUACUAAUGAUUUGGAAACCGAAAUGAUGCAGAAGCUGGAUGCUCUGAUGCAGAGUAAAAUUCUCGAAAAAUUCAAUUCCGAACUGGAAGCAAAGAUGAAAGAAUUCAAUAGUGGGAACGCGAAUCAGAAUCAACAGAACACUCCUGACUCCACUUCCGCAGCUGGCCCCUCUAUGACUUUUUUCGUGGGCAACAACAGAAGUCUAGCGGGGCAGCCUGUAGUGGAUCCAGUAAAUCAACCGCUCAAAACAACGUUUCAAGCAACUCCAGCGUCGGCUCCCAUGGAUGACCUUAACGCAGUAUCCUCUUCCCCCCUUCCCGCUGCAGUCGGCAACGUGACUCGUGGUCGUGCACAAAUUGAUGAUACUUUCCACGCACUGCCGAAAUCGGUUUCUCCCCGUUCGAUUUGGAAUGAAUACCGGCUGCCGGAACAGAAUGGGGCGAACCGAAAUGGAUACUGGAACAGAAUGGGCCGAGCAGAACCGUCACCCACUCCGAUGGCUGGAAAUGCGUGGCUGCCAAAUAACAUGCGCAACGCUCGACGUUAUUCUGCUUUUGAUAAAGGCCGCUACAUUGCGGCAAAGUAUGGAUUCUACUUCCCAGAAAAUUUGGCUGCCACCGGAAAGUCCUCAGGGUCAGCGGAACCGAGAUCUAUCCAAUUAUCCAACAAAAGUUCCGAUCCAGCUGGAUUGGAAACUGUUCAAGGUCAUUCCUCAUCGGAUUCCAUUCGCGCAGGUCGCUCAAAGACACGAUUCACAUACAUUUGAGUCUCAGGAUAAUAAACGUAAAUGAACUACAAGUACGUGCUUGGAAAUGCAGGCGUAACCGGACAAAAUUUCCUCCGCCUUUGAAUCCGGGACAGGUUUAAAAUUUUUCUAGUAUUACUAUG
Paramacrobiotus metropolitanus is the source of this 898-nucleotide messenger RNA. RefSeq lists its product as uncharacterized. Bases 33 to 776 code for a protein of 247 amino acids. The transcript is spliced from 5 exons. The record is from RefSeq and is a predicted model, not a curated record. Lineage: Eukaryota; Metazoa; Tardigrada; Eutardigrada; Parachela; Macrobiotidae.